CCGCUAGGCGGCAGCAUAAACCCUAACCAGGAGCCAGACGCAGGGCUGCGGGUUAUCGUGUUUCGGUUUCAACCCCUAAAAAAAACAGCUAAAAUCCCGCAAACAUGCCCACAUCUUAGCCGCCUCCGGCCGCAUCAUGUCCAGCAUCCAGCUCCUCCGGGUCCUGGUCAACGAGCGGCUCUCCGCGGCCGCAGACGAGAUCUUCGAGGCGGUGAAGAAAACCAUCUCGGACUACGAGGAUGAGCUGCUGCUCUCCAAGCAGGAGCUCCAGCGGCAGCGGAGGAUGCUCCAGGGGAUGGCCGGGCCUCCAGAGAGCCCGGGUGGGCGCCCAGCAGAGGAACCCCAGUUGACCCUGUGCGUCUGGGACGAGGACUUUACCUCGGAGCAGCAGCAGAAAGAAGAGCAGCCUGAGCCGAACUGGAGCUCUGGUUCAAACCGGGAGCCCUCGGUUCCCGGUGGGAGGCGUCAGCUGGAGGAGAGCAGCAUCAUCAAGGUCAGCUUCACGCCUCCUGACCAGGGGAACCAGGCCAGCCCCAAAGGGUUCAGCGAGCUGACGGUGAAAGAGGAAGAGGAGGAUCCUGUGCCGAGCACCUCCGCCCAGCAGGACGAGGCCGACCGUGACUCCACCAGCUGCAGCGAGAAUGACAGCGGAGAGGAGUGGAGGGCCAGCUCCCAGUCCCAAAGCCAAAGUAGCAGCAAGAAGAAGAAGAAGAAGAAGAAAAGAAAGAACGCAAAGAAGAAGGUUCCCCGCCCACCGGUGGCCCCCAAACUGAACCCGACCAAAAAGAACAAGUCUCAGAUCUGCUGCAAGGUGUGCGGCCGAGCCUUCCUGCUCACCGUGUCUCUGGUGAACCACAUGGAGGCUCACUCCAAGGACGUGUGCGGCGUGUGCGGCGAGCGCUUCGACGGCGAGGCCAGCUUCGACGCUCACCUGAGACGGCACGUGAAGGCGGAGAGCUGCGGCGUCUGCGGGAAGUGCUUCACCAGCUCCAGCGGCCUGGAGAUCCACAUGAGGAUCCACACGGGGGAGAAGCCCUUCGUCUGCAGCGAGUGCGGCAAGCGCUUCACCACGCGCGCCAACAUGGUGCGGCACGUGCGCAUCCACACCGGGGAGCGGCCGUACACCUGCACGGUGUGCGGCCGCAGCUUCAACGACUACACCACCCUGAAGCGCCACCUGUUCGUACACUCCGCGAGGAGCGGCGGCGGGGAGGCGUCGCGGGAAAACGGCGACAGGAAGAGCCCCUCAGUCAGGAAGCCGCGCGCCGCGUGCAAGGUGUGCGGCAUGACGUUCCACUCGGUGCUCUCCCUGCUGAAUCACGGCAAGCGGCACGAGACGGACGCCUGCUGCGUGUGCGGCGACCGCCUCGGCUCGGCGGACGGCCUGGCGGCUCACCUGGACACUCACAAGAACGGGAAGGAGUGCGAGGUGUGCGGCAAGUGCUUCGACAGCCAGGGUCACCUGGAGAUCCACCUGAGGAUCCACACCGGGGAGAAGCCGUUCGUCUGCACCGAGUGCGGGAAGUCCUUCACCACCCGGCCGCACCUGGUGCGGCACAGCAGGAUCCACACCGGGGAGAGACCGUACACCUGCGGCUUCUGCGAGAAAAGCUUCAACGACUACACCACCCACAAGCGCCACCUGCUGAUCCACAUCAAAGACGGCGGUCCGGGGAGCCCGUCUGCAGCCCCGGGCGACCACAGGGAGGGCGGUUCGCUUCCAAAACGCCCGCAGGUGGCGUGCAAAGUGUGCGGGGCGAGCUUCCGCUCCACGAUUUCUCUGGUGAAUCACGCCAAAGGCCACGGCGCGGACCUCUGCGGCGUCUGCGGCCAUCAGUUCGCCUCCAGGGAGAGCCUCAAGCUCCACCUGAAGACGCACAUCAGCAAGCGGGUGUGCGACGUGUGCGGCAAGUGCUUCGACUCCCAGGGCCACCUGAAGGUGCACCUGCGCGUGCACACGGGGGAGAAGCCGUUCAGCUGCAGCGAGUGCGGGAAGUCCUUCAACUUCCGGCAGAACAUGCUGCGGCACGCCCGCGGCCACACGGGGGAGAAGCCGUACGUGUGCGCGGUGUGCGGCCGCGGCUUCAGCGACCGCAGCUUCCUGACGCAGCACCGCAACACGCACACCGGGGAGAAACGCCACCGCUGCCAGGUGUGCGGGAAAACCUUCAACCGCAAGACCUACGUCCGGCUUCACAUGAUGAAGAUACACACCUCGGAGAAAUCGCGGAAAAAAAUGGAGGAUUAAACCGUCUGAGUCCCAAAGCGGGCGGAACUUAAAAGCAUGAAUCAAGCAGAAUGAUUUAACGAGUUUAGGAAGAAUUUUGUGUUUUUUUUGCGUUUCUGACAAAAGGUUGGUAGUUGCAGUAAGUGAUGAGAAUUCGUGUCUCAUCUGAAACUACAGAACAAAGAAGAAAUAUCGUCAACUACAGUUUUUUUUUUUUUUUAUUAUUGAAAAGGUUGAAUUUGUUUCUGUAAAACCAGACAAAGAUACGCUGGCGCCCUCUAGUGGCGGACAUGCCCAAAACUGCUCACGGUGGUCUAAGGUUCAAAACUAAACCCUAAAAAUAACCCAAAGACGGAAACGUUUCCAUUAGAUAUUAGAGACCUGGAAUGAGCCUCCUCUCUUAGGAUUAUUAUUAUUAUUCCUUUAUUUAACCAGGAAAAGUCCCAUUGAGAUUAACAAUCUCUUUUUCAAGGGAGU
Molecule: messenger RNA, 2704 nt
Organism: Fundulus heteroclitus (mummichog)
Lineage: Eukaryota; Metazoa; Chordata; Actinopteri; Cyprinodontiformes; Fundulidae
Product: oocyte zinc finger protein XlCOF6
Exons: 2
Coding region: 137-2248 (703 amino acids)
Biological process (GO): regulation of transcription by RNA polymerase II
Molecular function (GO): DNA-binding transcription factor activity; RNA polymerase II cis-regulatory region sequence-specific DNA binding
Source: RefSeq, a predicted model, not a curated record